Messenger RNA from Erinaceus europaeus (western European hedgehog), 7236 nucleotides. RefSeq names its product WD repeat domain 7 (gene WDR7). The record is from RefSeq and is a predicted model, not a curated record. Bases 226 to 4713 code for a protein of 1495 amino acids. Gene Ontology annotation, molecular function: protein binding. Lineage: Eukaryota; Metazoa; Chordata; Mammalia; Eulipotyphla; Erinaceidae. The transcript is spliced from 28 exons. Gene Ontology annotation, cellular component: cytoplasm.
GUUGGUGUCAGCUGAUUUACUGCAGCAGCGGCGGCAACGGCACCUUGCAUCCAGGGCUGAGGUGGCCGGUCCCCAGGUCUACCUCCCCUCGGGAUCCCCGAGAUCCCCACCCUCACUCCCCCGCCGGACACCUCCCGGCCUUGCCCUCCUUCGUCCUGUGCCCACGGGUGACCUGUCGGGCUAGAUCGCGGCAGGAGAUGAAGCUGUGACAGAUUUGGAAACACAAUGGCAGCAAACAGCCUUGUUCUACCCAUUGUUCUUUGGGGCCGCAAAGCACCAACACAUUGCAUCUCUGCAGUACUUUUAACAGAUGAUGGAGCCACUAUCGUAACUGGAUGCCAUGACGGACAAAUAUGUCUUUGGGACCUUUCAGCAGAAUUGAAAGUUAACCCUCGAGCACUGUUGUUUGGCCAUACAGCUUCAAUCACUUGUUUGUCCAAAGCUUGUGCUUCUCGUGACAAACAGUAUAUAGUCAGUGCAUCUGAAAGUGGAGAGAUGUGUCUCUGGGAUGUGAAUGAUGGGAGGUGCAUUGAAUUUACAAAAUUAGCCUGCACACAUACUGGCAUACAGUUCUACCAGUUCUCUGUUGGAAAUCACCGAGAAGGAAGGCUUUUAUGCCAUGGCCAUUAUCCUGAAAUCCUCGUUGUGGAUGCCACCAGCCUUGAGGUGUUGUACUCCUUGGUAUCAAAGAUAUCGCCUGACUGGAUUAGCUCCAUGAGUAUUAUUCAAUCUCACCGGACACAAGAGGACACUGUGGUGGCGCUCUCAGUCACCGGCAUCCUGAAGGUGUGGAUUGUCACCUCUGAAACAAGUGACACGCAGGAUACUGAGCCAAUAUUUGAGGAGGAGUCCAAACCAAUUUAUUGUCAGAAUUGCCAAAGCAUCUCUUUUUGUUCAUUUACACAAAGAUCCCUUUUGGUUGUGUGCUCCAAAUAUUGGAGGGUGUUUGAUGCUGGGGACUAUUCCCUGUUGUGUUCGGGUCCUAGUGAGAACGGGCAGACAUGGACCGGAGGUGACUUUGUGUCAGCAGACAAAGUGAUCAUUUGGACUGAAAGUGGGCAAAGUUAUAUUUACAAGCUCCCUGCCAGUUGCCUUCCAGCUAGUGGUUCAUUCCGCAGUGAUGUGGGAAAAGCAGUUGAAAACCUCAUACCUCCUGUGCAACAUCGCCUCUUGGAUCGAACAGAUAAAGAGUUGCUGAUUUGUCCUCCUGUGACUCGGUUUUUCUAUGGAGGCAAGGAGUACUCACAUAAACUCUUAGUUCAGGGUGAUUCUUCUGGAAGAUUGAAUAUUUGGAAUGUAUCAGACACACCUGAUGAACCAGAAGCUGGUGAAGGCAAAGUCUCCACAGGGCUGGAAAUGGCAAUGUCCCUCAGUCUGCAAGAAGCAUUUGAUAAAUUGAAUCCUUGUCCUGCUGGAAUAAUAGAUCAACUGAGUGUGAUUUCCAGUAGCAAUGAGCCUCUGAAAGUGACCGCAAGUGUGUACAUACCAGCGCAUGGCCGGCUUGUCUGUGGCCGAGAGGACGGGAGCAUCGUCAUUGUCCCAGCCACUCAGACCGCCAUAGUGCAGUUGCUCCAAGGGGAGCAUAUGCUCAGGAGAGGUUGGCCACCUCACAGGACACUUCGUGGUCAUCGGAACAAAGUCACGUGUUUACUGUAUCCUCAUCAGGUGUCCCCACGUUAUGACCAGAGAUACCUGAUAUCUGGAGGGGUAGAUUUCUCCGUCAUAAUCUGGGACAUAUUUUCUGGAGAAAUGAAGCAUAUCUUCUGUGUGCAUGGUGGUGAGAUCACCCAGCUCCUUGUCCCACCGGAAAACUGUAGUGCAAGAGUGCAACACUGCAUCUGCUCCGUAGCCAGUGACCACUCAGUUGGACUUCUAAGUUUGCGAGAGAAAAAAUGCAUCAUGCUGGCUUCUCGCCAUCUUUUCCCUAUUCAAGUGAUCAAGUGGAGGCCUUCUGAUGAUUACCUCGUAGUGGGAUGCUCAGAUGGCUCUGUGUACGUCUGGCAAAUGGAUACUGGUGCACUGGAUCGUUGUGUGAUGGGGAUAACGGCAGUGGAGAUUCUGAACGCUUGCGAUGAAGCUGUUCCUGCUGCAGUGGACUCCCUCAGUCAUCCAGCAGUCAACCUAAAGCAAGCGAUGACAAGACGGAGCCUUGCCGCUCUGAAAAACAUGGCCCAUCAUAAGCUCCAAACCCUUGCAACUAACCUCUUGGCCUCAGAGGCAUCUGACAAAGGAAAUUUACCUAAAUACUCACACAACUCCCUCAUGGUUCAGGCAAUAAAGACAAACUUAACAGACCCGGACAUACAUGUGCUUUUCUUUGAUGUGGAAGCGUUGAUUAUUCAACUCCUGACGGAAGAAGCCUCUAGGCCGAAUACGGCGCUUAUUUCCCCUGAGAACUUGCAGAAAGCACCUGGCAGUUCAGACAAAGGGGGCUCUUUUCUAACUGGAAAACGAGCAGCAGUUCUCUUCCAACAAGUGAAAGAAACUAUCAAAGAGAACAUAAAAGAGCAUCUCCUUGAUGAUGAAGAGGAGGAUGAGGAGACAAUGCGGCAGAGGAGAGAAGAAAGCGAUCCUGAGUAUCGGGCCAGCAAAUCGAAGCCAUUGACCCUACUAGAAUACAAUUUAACGAUGGACACUGCGAAACUAUUCAUGUCUUGCCUUCACGCCUGGGGUUUGAAUGAUGUUCUGGAUGAAGUUUGCCUGGAUCGCCUGGGGAUGCUCAAACCCCACUGUACAGUGUCCUUUGGGCUCCUCUCCAGAGGGGGUCACAUGUCACUGAUGCUUCCUGGUUAUAAUCAAGCUGCUUGUAAACUCCCACCGGAAAAAGCAGAAGUAGGCAAGAAAGCAGCAGCAGUGGAGGGAGUAGGAAAAGGAACAUAUGGAGUGUCCCGGGCAGUCACCACACAGCAUCUCCUGUCUGUCAUUUCUUUGGCAAAUACCUUAAUGAGCAUGACCAAUGCCACGUUCAUUGGUGAUCACAUGAAGAAGGGCCCUACCAGGCCACCGAGACCAAACACCCCAGACCUUUCUAAGGUGAGGGGUUCCCCUCCACCUUCCAGUAACAUUGUGCAAGGACAAAUUAAACAAGUUGCCGCACCUGUCGUUUCCGCUCGGUCUGAAGCUGAUCACUCUGCCUCUGACCCUACUUCUACUCCUGCUUUACAUUCCUGUUUCUUAGUAAACGAAGGAUGGAGCCAGCUGGCUGCCAUGCACUGUGUUAUGCUUCCUGACCUACUGGGAUUGGAUAAAUUCAGGCCUCCACUGCUGGAGAUGCUGGCUCGGAGAUGGCAAGACCGGUGUUUAGAGGUUAGAGAAGCUGCACAAGCUCUGCUUCUAGCAGAACUAAGAAGAAUUGAGCAGGCGGGAAGAAAGGAGGCCAUUGAUACAUGGGCUCCAUAUUUACCUCAGUAUAUGGACCAUGUCAUAUCACCUGGAGUUUCUGCAGAAGCCAUGCAGACUAUCAGCACUGCUCCAGAUGCCUCAGGGCCAGAGGCCAAAGUUCAGGAGGAAGAGCAUGACCUUGUAGAUGAUGACAUCACAACUGGGUGCUUACCAAGUGUUCCACAAAUGAAAAAAAUUUCCACAUCUUAUGAGGAGAGACGAAAGCAAGCUACUGCAAUUGUUUUACUAGGAGUCAUUGGAGCUGAAUUUGGUGCUGAAAUUGAACCUCCUAAACUGUUGACCAGACCUCGAAGCUCCAGUCAGAUUCCAGAGGGAUUUGGUUUGACUAGUGGAGGAUCGAACUACUCACUGGCCAGACAUACUUGUAAGGCACUGACAUUUCUUCUGCUACAGCCGCCUAGCCCCAAACUCCCUCCCCACAGUACUAUCCGAAGAACAGCCAUCGAUCUGAUUGGCCGUGGCUUCACGGUGUGGGAGCCCUACAUGGACGUGUCUGCAGUCCUAAUGGGGCUUCUCGAACUCUGUGCUGAUGCGGAGAAGCAGCUUGCCAACAUCACAAUGGGGCUGCCCCUGAGCCCAGCAGCUGACUCCGCCCGAUCUGCUAGGCAUGCCCUCUCCCUCAUUGCCACAGCCAGACCACCCGCCUUCAUCACCACUAUAGCCAAAGAGGUACACAGACAUACUGCUCUCGCAGCUAAUACCCAGUCACAGCAGAACAUACACACCACAACUCUUGCACGAGCUAAAGGGGAGAUUCUGAGAGUCAUUGAAAUUCUAAUUGAAAAGAUGCCCACAGAUGUUGUGGAUCUUCUCGUAGAGGUCAUGGACAUCAUUAUGUACUGCCUUGAAGGAUCUUUGGUUAAAAAGAAGGGUCUUCAAGAAUGUUUCCCAGCCAUCUGCAGGUUCUACAUGGUCAGCUAUUAUGAGCGGAAUCACAGAAUAGCAGUUGGAGCUCGCCAUGGUUCAGUGGCCCUGUACGACAUCCGGACUGGAAAAUGUCAGACAAUCCAUGGACACAAGGGACCGAUCACUGCAGUGUCCUUUGCUCCUGAUGGACGAUAUCUUGCCACCUACUCCAACACUGACAGCCACAUUUCCUUCUGGCAGAUGAAUACCUCACUGUUGGGGAGCAUUGGCAUGCUGAAUUCAGCCCCUCAGCUGCGCUGUAUCAAAACCUACCAGGUGCCCCCAGUGCAGCCAGCCUCGCCUGGCUCCCACAACGCCCUGAGACUGGCCCGGCUCAUCUGGACUUCCAACCGCAAUGUCAUCCUGAUGGCCCAUGACGGCAAGGAGCACCGCUUCAUGGUCUAGUGCCAGCAGCCCCGACUGUGCCUCCUUUCCCUCAGUUCUUCAAGCCAAGACUCCUUGCCCUCCUGGCACCCCAGGACGCACAGCGUGGCCUGGGUCAUUUCUGCAAGGCUCUCAGGGUGGGGGUGGACCUGUGCCACCUAUUGAUUUGGAGGCGUGCACACACCACUCCUCAGGAUGUGGCUGCUGUUCUGUCACUGGGUCAUUUUCCCCCUUUCUUUCUUUCCCUGCCAGAGAGGGAGUGGGAGGGAUAGCCAGCGGUCCCUGAGCCCGUUCCUGUUGCUUGGUGGACCAAAGCCCGAAAAUCAAUAAACACUGUGAUUGCACUGCAGCCCAGAUCAGCAUUUUGCUCAAGCUAAAGCCCACCUUGCAAGUACUGCUUGAACCUGCCUGUUUUGACAGGGAGCUUUGAGGUAACAUGGCUGUCCUAAUUAUAAAAAUUACUUUCCUUGGAAUAUCCUAAAACAUUCUGUUGUUUACUGAAAGGAUUCUGUGUUUACAUGAUUUUUUUUUUCCUUCCAGGGAUUAUGGUCUAGCCACUUCCUUCUUAGUGAACACCUAUCCAGUUUGAAAUUAAUAAGAAAUUAUACCAAAAAAAUUUCCUUGUGGAGAAUAGUUCCCCUAGAAACCUAGCCUUCUAAAAUGCUUGUGUCCUGCUUAAGUGUUAGUGUAUUUAGUGGUUCAAAAACAAAUUAUCACUACUUCUGAUCUAGUUAAUAGAAUUAUACCAGUUACUAUGACUAAUCUCGGCAGUGAGCUUCUGUAGUAAGGAACCAAGUUUGGAGAGUAGUGUACAUGUAAAAGGAAGACUCUUGCGUUUGUUGCUAUAGACCUUUGUACUUAAGAAAGAGCUUACCCCUUUUUUCCUGAAACUCUACAAAUCCGCAGUUCCCAUAUGUGCAGCCUGCAUCAGUUAUCAUGCAAUAGUCACAGUUCAGCCUGCAAACCCUACUAAUCAAUUAAAGCAAAAUGAAGCAGCAUUCCUUUCAAACAGAUAUCCUAGGAAAACUAGUGAACAAUGUCACAAGCAUUCAGGAGUGUAUAUAAAAAUGUGAGGGCUUUUAGUUAAUUGAGUAAACGUUGCAAUGAGGGUGUUCAUCAUGCUUCAAGUAAGCAUUAGCUAGCUAGCUUCCUUCUUAUGUUGAAUUAUGCUGGCUGUCGCGCCCAGUAAUGGGAAAAUGCAUGAAGUAAUGUUCUGUAUGAGCUGCUCCUCACAGACCUCGCUCUCCAGGCAGUUGGGGAUUUGGUUGGUUGAUUGCUGACUGGUUGGGCCAAGUGGUUUUUGAAAUGCAGAAACUCAAAGACAAAUGUGAAGUUUUCAAAGGAACCAAAAAUAAUGGUCAGUUUUAUUUAAAAAGCAUUUAUGGUUAGAGUUUAUGUGAUAGGGGAAAAAAAAAAAAUAAGAAUCCCAGUCCAGGAACAAAUCCAUCUGUUAUUUUACUGAAACAGAAGUUAGGAUCCUUAGACAGUCUCUUUAUUUAUAGGAAGUAUGUCAUUUCCAUUGAUGGCAAAACCUGUAUUGUUGCUUGGUUUUAGAUGCUGGGUGUUCUCUCAAAAGUGAAUUUCUGUCACAUGCAUGUAUGUUGUAUUUAUAAAGAGUAUAUCUGUAGUUUCCAGGAAGAAUACAGAACUGUACAGUAUAGACUUUGGUGAACACACUCUUGUGUUUGGCACUGAUAGAGAAACCUGAGAUAAGCAAAAGAUGAGCUGGGGUUUCCAAGUGGGCUCUCCAGUCUGCUUGAUACCUGGCACAUGUUUACUUUAUUAACCUAAAGAUGUGGGAGGGGGUGGGGGUUCAUUUAUUCUAGACUACAGUGCUGUUUUGGAAUAAAGUACAAUUUUUGAAGUACAACUACAGCUUAGAGAUUUUUGUUGUAAGCAGAAUGUUUGCUGAGCCAGGAGAAAGGUGGGAGAUAGUAGGCAGACCAUCACAGAGCACAGUGGCAUGCUCCAGGCUAUUGAGAACAAAGUGGGGGGUGUGAGGGGUGGCAGGGAAUUAGUAGGUAUGAACCAGCUCCUCACAACUUCUGUCUGCACAGCCAGCACCACUUAUUCAGCCAACAGAAUAUUAUGACUGCAAAAGCCAGGGGCAAGUGAUAUUUGAUGGUUAGACAUCUCUAACUGCUAUACUAACAUUUGCAUUCUUGUUAACGCACAUCUCUCUGUGACUGGACAAUCACAGCUCCCCUACUUCCACCAAGCUUAGAUUUCUCAGCACUGAGCUCUAUACUUUGUACUGUCAUCACUGCAUACAGUUUUUGCAUUUUAUUAAUUUCCUUGGCACUGUAUUUGGACCUACCCUUGUAAAUGUAAGGACAUAUGUGGCUUCACUAGUAAUUUACAGGCAAAAGUUGACAUGAUGUGACUCCUGUAUGAAACUGUAAUGAUUGAACCAUUGUAGAUAGCGAGUGAAUUAAAAUGUCUGCCUCUCAGUGCACUUUCUUGAUGAUUCCAUUUAAUAGACUCUAUAUGUGCUGGAUGUUCUUGUGUACAUAUGUGUGUUAAAUAAAACUGAAUUGUACUGAA